GCGAACGUAGCGAACGUAGUGAACGUAGUGAACGUCUCUGUAGCAAGGAAGGCAAGGAAAGGAGACGGCAGUAAGCGGAAGUGACGCUCUCCUCGCUCCGGGCGGAAGUUCCCCGCCCCACCCGUAGGAAUUGAGAUUUGACUAGAGGCAAGUGAGGAUCUUGCCCGGGCUCCAGUCGUCCACGGCUCCUCCUCCUGUCGCUGCGGGAGUGAUUCCUGGGACUCAGAAUAAAGUACCUACUGGAAGACCCACAAGUUUCUGGGGACUUGUCCAUACUUGUCCUGAUUGAGAAUUAUUCUAAUAGAUGUGUGCAGGAUUAUUUGAAGAGAUCAAAAAUGGAGAUGGACCACACAUCUCCGACCUACAUGCUUGCUAACCUAACCCACUUACAUUCUGAACAACUUCUGCAGGGCUUGAAUCUUCUUCGUCAACAUCACGAACUCUGUGACAUCAUUCUUCGAGUAGGCGAUGUUAAAAUCCAUGCUCACAAAGUGGUACUUGCCAGCAUCAGCCCAUAUUUCAAAGCUAUGUUCACUGGAAAUCUUUCUGAAAAAGAGAACAGUGAGGUCGAGUUUCAGUGCAUUGAUGAAACUGCUCUCCAAGCCAUUGUGGAGUAUGCCUAUACAGGGACUGUUUUUAUUUCACAGGACACAGUUGAAUCUCUCCUUCCAGCAGCAAACCUACUCCAGAUAAAACUUGUCCUAAAAGAAUGUUGUGCAUUUCUUGAAAGCCAGCUUGAUCCUGGUAAUUGUAUUGGAAUUUCUCGUUUUGCAGAGACAUAUGGUUGUCAUGACCUUUAUUUGGCAGCCACUAAAUACAUAUGCCAGAAUUUUGAAGCCGUUUGCCAGACUGAAGAGUUUUUUGAACUUACGUAUGCUGACUUGGAUGAAAUUGUUUCCAAUGACUGUUUGAAUGUAGCUACUGAAGAGACUGUUUUUUAUGCACUUGAGUCUUGGAUUAAGUAUGAUGUCCAAGAACGCCAGAAAUAUUUAGCACAGCUACUUAAUAGUGUGCGAUUACCACUGCUGAGUGUUAAGUUUCUCACUAGAUUAUAUGAAGCAAAUCAUCUUAUUCGUGAUGAUCGUACUUGUAAACAUCUUUUGAAUGAAGCCCUGAAGUACCACUUUAUGCCUGAACACAGACUCUCUCAUCAGACAGUCUUGAUGACCCGACCUCGCUGUGCUCCCAAAGUACUUUGUGCAGUGGGAGGAAAAUCUGGACUGUUUGCCUGUUUGGAUAGUGUGGAGAUGUACUUUCCUCAGAAUGACUCUUGGAUUGGUUUGGCACCCCUAAACAUUCCUCGCUAUGAAUUUGGAAUAUGUGUUUUAGACCAAAAAGUGUAUGUUAUAGGUGGUAUUGAAACUAACGUGCGUCCUGGCAUCACUAUCAGAAAACAUGAAAAUUCAGUAGAAUGCUGGAAUCCUGAUACAAAUACCUGGACUUCCCUGGAGAGAAUGAGUGAGAGCCGAAGUACCCUUGGAGUAGUAGUACUUGCAGGAGAACUUUAUGCAUUAGGUGGUUAUGAUGGACAGUCUUAUUUACAAUCUGUAGAGAAAUAUAUUCCCAAAAUAAGAAAAUGGCAACCAGUAGCACCAAUGACUACAACAAGAAGUUGUUUUGCCGCAGCUGUGUUGGAUGGAAUGAUAUAUGCCAUUGGUGGGUAUGGUCCUGCCCACAUGAACAGUGUGGAGCGUUAUGAUCCAAGUAAGGACUCCUGGGAGAUGGUUGCAUCUAUGGCAGAUAAAAGGAUUCACUUUGGUGUGGGUGUCAUGCUAGGCUUUAUUUUUGUGGUGGGUGGCCAUAAUGGUGUUUCACAUUUGUCAAGCAUUGAAAGAUAUGACCCUCAUCAAAAUCAGUGGACUGUGUGUAGACCAAUGAAAGAACCCAGAACAGGAGUUGGUGCUGCAGUAAUUGAUAACUACCUUUAUGUAGUUGGUGGUCACUCAGGGUCUUCCUAUCUGAAUACCGUGCAGAAAUACGACCCUAUCUCAGAUACAUGGCUGGAUUCAGCUGGCAUGAUAUACUGUCGCUGCAAUUUUGGAUUAACUGCACUUUGACAAGUGUGGACUUGUGGAAAUAGUGUAGUGAUGAACUUUGUGUCGCAUGAAAGGAUACCCAAUUCUCUGAAGCCCAAUAGCUACAUUGCUUUCUCUUUAACUUGAAAUGGCAUGAAGACUCAAAGAUUUGCUGGUUACUUUGAACUGACAAGUAGCUUUGGUUGCUCUUGAUGACACAGUAUAAUAGUCAAAAAAAAAAAAAAAGAACUUGCCAAUUGAAUUGUGCACUUUUUUUUUCUAAUACUGGGAUAGAAUAGUUUUAUGUUUAUGUGUGUACAUGUGGAGAAAACCUUGCUGCUUAAAAAAAAAAAAUAACUCUCUUCCUUUUCCUUGUCAUACACCAUGAUUUACCAGGAUGAGAAAUGCUUA
Messenger RNA from Phacochoerus africanus (Common warthog), 2426 nucleotides. RefSeq names its product kelch like family member 28 (gene KLHL28). The transcript has 6 exons. Lineage: Eukaryota; Metazoa; Chordata; Mammalia; Artiodactyla; Suidae. The coding region runs from base 336 to 2057 and encodes 573 amino acids. Gene Ontology annotation, molecular function: protein binding. The record is from RefSeq and is a predicted model, not a curated record.